AUGAUGACUGCUGGGCUUGACAACAGAGCAGGCUGUGGCAGCAAUGGUGUUUUACGAGUUCCAGGGCGUCCCCAGGGAGGGGCAGCUUGCGCAGGAACACGGAAGAAGUGUCAGCCAUCUUCCGGGUCAUCGAAAGACCACAUCAACGAUAGAUAUACUAGAAUUGCGUGCUCAGCGCAUCUCGUGCAGUAUUGGAGUUUUGACAUGAUUUUUGCUGUACGUCUACGUGCUAGGGAGAAACCAGCUGAACGCAACUGCUCUGGCUCAAGGACAUCUGUCAUGCUUUGUCCUUGUUUGGUCCCACAGCGCAUUGAUGAGCCACAUGCUGGGGUCGUUGAAGUUCCACCAGAUGCUGCAGUAGUACAGGUCUUGGCUGCAGACCCGGCUGUAUUAUCAGACGACCCCGCCUCGCCGGCAAGAGCCGCAUUGCCUCUGAACGUUGAAGUGGCGCUUCCGCUGACAGCAUCGCAGCCGUUGGGCCUCAUCUUUGAGAGCCCGGAUGACCAGGCCCUCUUCAUCACGGACAUUUCGGGAGCGGCCAAGAUACACAACGAGAACAGCCCUGCAAAAGUUCUCCAGCUGCGUGAUCGCGUCGUCAGCGUUGACGGCCAACAGGGGGACGCAGAAACUCUUCAAGGUGUAAUUGCUCAGCGGCUGGCAGACAAGGAUGCCAAAACGAUCAACAUCAGCGUCGUGAGACCUGGACUACGUGAGGUUGUUCUCACCGAGUUUGGCAAGCUUGGAGUGGAGUUGAAGUACAAGGACACGUCUGCUGGGACGAUUAUCUCGGCGAUCGAAGAAGAUGGUCUCCUGGCGAAAUGGAAUGCUCAACAUCCAGAGGCAGCGGUGGCACUGGGCGAUUACAUCAUCGCCGUUAAUGAAGUGACGUGCUCGCACGGCCCGGAGAUUCUGAAAGCUUUGGCUACAAAGGUCAAGUUGAGGAUGACCGUACUGUCCGUGCUGCACUACUCAAGCUGA
Molecule: messenger RNA, 978 nt
Organism: Symbiodinium natans
Lineage: Eukaryota; Dinophyceae; Suessiales; Symbiodiniaceae
Source: the annotation of a GenBank genome assembly